GUAAUGAUCUGUCUAAUAUAAUUAGCCACAGUAUUGAUAAGUAAAUAUGCAUAAGAAGAUAUUCUGUACUGUUAUAACGACUUGGUCCUGGGUAUUGCCUGUUUUCUGCCUACUUAUCCCAACAGAGAGAUAAGUCACUGCGAGUGUGCUUUUCCAUAAAGAACCCUGACCCAUAGGGCAGAUGGGCAUGCUGAGUUGGUUGGAUAAGGAAGAAACGAAUGUAAAUCAUGUCCUAUGGCUUUCACCAGAACCACAUCUCAACCCUGUGGGAGAUUUUAGACCUCCAUCAUUUGUUUUAUUGUAUAUUGAUGGAUGUAAACAUUUCUGUCAGCACAAUACCCUAUGCGUUACUAACACACUUGGAUGCUUCUUAAUCCUUCAAUCUGUCGUCUACAUAGCCCAUAAAGGCUGACGUGUUAUUUCGCACGUUUACUGUAAUUUUCCGUUGAGUCCAUAGGGGGCGUUAAAGUACAAGUCUUGCUUUCCUUUGCAUUGUUUUGGAUCUAAGCUUGUAUUUAAAAGAUGCUGAGUAUGAUUUGUGUCCAGCUUUUUUGUUGUUGUCGUUGGUGUUAAAUAUAUCCAUGUAGAUCACUGUGUAUUGUGUGUGCGUGUGUGUGUGUGUGCAUGUAUAUGUAUAAUAACACCUAUUGCACUAUCAUGUACUCCAGGGGUUUCCUCCAGCCCUUGUCCCAAUCUGCACACUACCCUGCUCAUUAAUAUGUCUGGAGAAGUACACAAUGUCCAAAUUGUGACACAAGCUAAAUGAUCCCUCCUGUACUCUCAUUAUAAAUCCAUCUUUAACAGGUAAUAUUCAGUUACCACGUGACCUGGAGAUCAGUCUCACUGCUAUAUCUAUUCACCUCCAGUCUAAACAGUAAAUAAACACUGGGUCUGGUUUGGUCCUAAACCACACACUCCUGUAGUUCCUAGUGCUCCUGCUGUGUUGGGGCACUGCUUUAAUAAGCUGUUCAGUGAGCUGGUGUGUGAAUUGGGACACAGCCUCUUUAGUGUCCUCCCCUCCCACCUCAUGUUUCCCCCCCAUUCUGUUUGGUGCCUCUCUGGGAUGGAUGCUGCCUUUGUGCAUCUCUUAAUUUCAGAUUUAAUAGAAGCAUGCACAUCAGAGAAAUACAACCACAGGGGUUUUUUUAUUUAGUGAUGCAAAAUUUAAGGAAUAAUAAUUAGGGAUAAACGUGAAACACAAGAAAUCUGCAAGUGGAGAAUGUGAAUGAGGUUUUAUUGUUUGUUAAAGAGAGUGGUGGUGAUGAUGAUGACACGUUUCUGAAAAGAUCUGCUCUGAUGAUGAUGGUCGAUGAUAUCUCUGUUUAGAUCUCGCAGACGAUCAUCAGUUUGGACGUUCUGACCUCUUUCUCCUUAAAAAAUGGACAACCACCAGACACUGACAGACUCGUUGCUCGGACCCCAGGAUCGAGAGCAAUCUGUCAGCCAGACCCCAGGUCCUGUCACAAUUCAGCCAACCGAGGCAGCCUUCACUACACGCAAAUCUGACUCCUUCCCCUGCCUGCAACCCCUUUCUUUGCAUCAGCAAACCCAGGGAGAUGUCCAUGACUCUGGAGAGGUCGUAGUAGUCAUCAAACAGAAGACUUCAAACGCAGGUCAAGGAAGCUAUUCCUCUCCUCCAGAAGUGAAAUCAUCAGUUCCCAGACUCACUUCUCCACCUCGGCGUCAUCAUUCCUUGCCCCAUACACACCAGCCUCACUUUGGACGCACGCGAAAGGGUAGCAGGUCAAGCUCCAUUGCGUACACAGCGUUCUCCCCACGGCCCUCGAUCUCCCGCCACUCCAGCUUGGCAACCAACCCACCACUGGAUCGCUCCAAACCCAAAGAUUACCUCAUCCUGGCAAUUAUCGCCUGCUUCUGCCCGGUUUGGCCAAUUAACAUUGUGGGAUUUGUCUACUCAGUCAUGUCUCGCAACAGCUUGGAACAGGGGAACAUCGAUGGAGCCAUACGGCUGGGCCGGGUAGCUAAGCUCCUUUCCGUCGUGUCGGUUGUGGGCGGAGUUAUCAUCAUAGUGGCAUGUGCUGUCAAUUUAUCAAUUAACGUGAAAUCUUGAUGCGUGAACUUCAGCUACACGUGUGUCAGACUACUGACCGGAAGACCAAACAUCUGUUCCUGUAGCUCACAGUUUUAACUAAAUGGUUCUAACACCUUAUUCCUCUCUAACACUCUAAUUAAUAACGAUACUAAUUCAAACCUAACGUUUAUCCUGAAUCUCAAUCACAAUACAGAUGUUUGGAGAAGGAGAAAACACGAUGCACUUUUAGUGUGCAGAAUGAUACGGCCACGUCGGCAAAGCUUAACAUUUUUGAUGUGAAAAAUAAACGAGGAUCCUCUGGAGCAGAGGCAAAAAAGAUGGCAGCUUAUUUAUUCAUAUAAAAUUGAAAAAUAUUUCAAAUAUUUUUGUUUUACAUGUUAAUUUUUUUUUCCUUUAACAUGUCUCUGUAUGAUGUUUUACAU
Molecule: messenger RNA, 2475 nt
Organism: Tachysurus fulvidraco (yellow catfish)
Lineage: Eukaryota; Metazoa; Chordata; Actinopteri; Siluriformes; Bagridae
Gene: prrt2
Product: proline-rich transmembrane protein 2
Exons: 5
Coding region: 1379-2071 (230 amino acids)
Cellular component (GO): membrane
Source: RefSeq, a predicted model, not a curated record